Molecule: messenger RNA, 1050 nt
Organism: Fusarium tjaetaba
Lineage: Eukaryota; Fungi; Ascomycota; Sordariomycetes; Hypocreales; Nectriaceae
Exons: 2
Coding region: 1-1050 (349 amino acids)
Source: RefSeq, a predicted model, not a curated record
AUGGCCCGAGGUGUACGCAAUAUGGCCCAGCUGGGAACAUACUAUCGGACGGCUACUGGGCCUCGAACUGUCCCAUUAUACGACCCUAAAGGUCCCCGUCUUCCGGAGUGGAUAGAUAUUGGAAGCGUUCAUGUCAACUCCAGAGAUGCUGACUCUGUCAUAUUUACACCGCAUUGCAGAUUCUGGACUGAUACCUUAGAGGAUGAUGACGCGGAUGCAUCCUGGCGUGAGGACGCCGAAGCUUUCUACUGCUUCAAAACUUCUUAUGCCUAUAACAUGAUUGGUGAAGAGCACCCCAGGAUCGUGCCUGUUAUUGGCCAAGACGCUUGGACAGGUCUUCCAAUCCUUCCGAAACCGUCAUAUAGCAAUCUUGAUCACUUCCUUGGGAACUACGGUACUCAACUCUUCGCUUCGCAAGAGGGUUGUGCACCUCCAAAUCGCCGUCUGAAGCCGGAGUUCAGACCUCUGGCCUACCAGUGGAGCUUGCAGCUACUUUCAGCCCUCUCGCUGAUCCAUUCUCGUGGUAUUGCCUACGGUGAAAUCACCGAGGAGAACUGUUGGCUCACCACAGGGUCUCUAUCAAUCGCGCUGGCAGGCUUUAUAGGUGCUGACUUCCAGGACCCAAGCAAUGGUUGGAACCUUCCCGGUCACUUCUACAGCGGCAUUGAGUUUUCGCCGGACCACCUCCCUUGGGAGCGAAGGGAGAAGUAUCCGACUCGCAAAACCGACAUGUUCGUGUUUGGAAGAUUGGUAUAUGAGUUCAUGACUUCUCAAAUGCCCGGUAACGGUUUAGGAAGAGAUUGGGGCGAGACUGAACGCUUGGUGGAGGAGGAAGACUGGAUGCCUGAUCUUGAGGAUGAGUUUAUGGGGAAGAUUGUUCACAAGUGCUGGAAGCUUGAGUAUGAGGAUGUUGAAGAGCUUCAGCGUGAGGUGCAGGCUUUCAUUGAAGCACAGGGUUGGUCUAUUAAGGGAGAUGAACUGGAGGGUUUUGACGCUAACAGUAUUCAACGCGAGCUUGAGGCAAAUUUCGUCCCGACAGAAGAGGAAUAG